AUGGCCGUUUCUAUCAACACUAAGGGGCUUCUCGAGAGCGGACGCUUCGCAGAUGUCACGGUCAAAUGCAACUCUCGCGAGUGGAAGCUGUACAAAGUUAUACCGGUACUUUGCUCACGCUCAGAGUGGUUCAACAAGGCCCUGUGCGGCGGCUUCGUCGAAGCCAGAACUGGCGAGAUCGAACUCCACGACGAAGACCCGAGCCAUCUAGACUGGGUCAUCACAUGGAUCUAUACGAACGGCAAGCCCCAUUCCGCCUGCCUCGACCUCCACGCAAUAGCCGACUUCCUCAUCCUAGAUGAUCUCCAGGUGUUGGUCAAGGACCACCUCAAGGACCGCAUGUUCGCAAAGGCUAUCGGGGCACAGAGGGCUUUUGCGCAGUGCGUAGAUUCGGAAAACCAUCUGAGCGAAGGUGAUAUAAAGGUAUAUUUCGAAGGUGUUCGAAUAGCCUACGAGCGCAAUAUCGAAUGGGCCAAAGACAUUUUCCUGGACUUUCCGAGGUCUGCACACUGGUGGAUGAUCACCGACAAAAGUUUUCACACCAUGCGCACGGCCAUCCCCGAUUAUGUUUACAAUCUGAUCACCGAAAUGGUGGAGGCGUUGGAACAGGGAAAUUGCUGGCCCAGUCAUGUCAUAACCAGUUGCUGUUGCACAGGCUGCAAUGCUGGUGGCUUCCGAAACACUUUGGAUGGUAAUGGCACAGUCUUUGAGAAUAGUGAUGAGCCAGAUGGUUUCUACUGGUCUGAGUUGAUGAAGAACAGCCGCGGUAUAGUUGUUGGCGUCUGCAAUGCAUGCAAGGACGGGCCAGAGAGCGAUAUGGAUCUCUAG
Anthostomella pinea is the source of this 828-nucleotide messenger RNA. The record is from the annotation of a GenBank genome assembly. NCBI's taxonomy places the organism in Eukaryota, Fungi, Ascomycota, Sordariomycetes, Xylariales, Xylariaceae.